Seriola dumerili (greater amberjack) is the source of this 717-nucleotide messenger RNA. Its product is annotated as heat shock factor 2-binding protein-like. The annotation marks the transcript as partial. Gene Ontology annotation, cellular component: cytosol. The transcript has 5 exons. The record is from RefSeq and is a predicted model, not a curated record. Lineage: Eukaryota; Metazoa; Chordata; Actinopteri; Carangiformes; Carangidae.
GAGAAGCUGCUGUUACGUGAGCAGCUGUGGCAGAGUGGAGCAGAGCUGCAGCAGCAGGCAGACUUCUGCUCUGGUCUGGGAUCUGCAACCUGCAGUCUACUGUGGAGCUGCUCUGUCAUAGAGGACACAGUCACACACUGGCUGGCUGACGGGAAGCUGCAGGCCUUUCUGGCUGUAGCUGCUCAGACUCUGGAGAGCUUCGUCAGGUCUCUGGAUGUGGAGCUGAAGACCCAGACUGAGGACCAGAACUCCCAGGAGCACCAAUUUGUGUUGGCUCUAGCUGGAACCAUCACCAACAUAGCGGCAGUCACGUGUGGGCGGGACUACCUGUCUGGCUCGGCUCACACCCUGCUGGACAUUCUGAUGAAGCUGCUAGAGCUGAUGAAGCCUGGAGUCUUCCCCAAGCUGAAGGUGUUGAUGCUGAUGGCUCUGUAUAAUGUCAGCAUCAGUGUUAAAGGACUCAAGUACAUCAGUGAGAACCCAGGACUCCUGCCUCUGAUCUGGACCCUGCUGAAUGAUGGAGAGUGGGAGGUGUGUCUCCACUCUCUGCGUCUCCUCCAGUCUCUGCUGCUGGACGAGGAGGUGCUGCUCCUGCUGGGCUCCUCUCUGCUGGAUCCAGACCUCCAGGCUCGAGUCCACCACCUCACCACUAGUGUUGAACCAAGCCUGAGACUGGCUGCCCAGCAGACCCUGGAGGACCUGCAGGUCCUCCAACAG